Messenger RNA from Mangifera indica (mango), 2367 nucleotides. RefSeq lists its product as uncharacterized. Lineage: Eukaryota; Viridiplantae; Streptophyta; Magnoliopsida; Sapindales; Anacardiaceae. Bases 926 to 1696 code for a protein of 256 amino acids. The record is from RefSeq and is a predicted model, not a curated record. The transcript is spliced from 5 exons.
UAUAUGAGUCUUGGCUCCGACGUGACUUAUAAGUUCAAUGAGCCGAGUCAAAGCCAAUCCUCAACAUUGUGAGGGUAUAGCUUCCAUAAGUCAUAUAUAAGAAUGGACUAUCGAAAACAGCAGAAUAACCAUUAGCACAUCUCUUAAAUAUGGAAGUUGACGCUUUCAUGUCUUCCAGUUUCUUCUUCUUGUUUUAUGGCAAACAAGAAAUGAGAAAAAACUAGAAAUGAUAAAGGAUAAGAAAAGAAAAAACAAAGAGGAUUGAGAGGGAGGACUAAGGUGAAAAUAUAAUUUGUUGGUACUAUCAACGCGAUGGGAGCGCAAGUGAUAUGAGUAGCGAAAAUAACAUUUGACUUUUCAAAUUAACAUCUGAUAUUAACAAAUGGGUAAAAGAACAACUUCUCAAAUUUAAGGGGUGGAUUAUGUCAUCAAAGUUCUGGUGGUUAAUAGUUAUUUGACAGGAAAACUUAAAUAUGAUGAGGUGGCAGAAUUUGAUUUCAUCGGGGACGAAUCUUGUUGAAUCAGAGCCGCACUGAAAUUAGGUCUAGAAGAUAGAAAGAAAGAGGUGAUGAUCAAUUGCCACAUACAUCAAAAGCUACAAAGAAACGGUGUUCGGUAGUCAGUUUGCAAAGCCCUAUAGGCUAAAUCCUAAACUUACAAAACUGAAAUUUGUCACUGACUGCCACAUGUCCUUGUGGAUCCCACAUCCCCCACCCACAAAGGUCUGAGUCCCCUAACCAUAAACCAUACUACUGGAAUCUACUGAACAACUCUCUCAACGUCCCAUCUUAUUCACUUUCUUUUCUUUUCUUUCUCUCAUUCUUCGCGAACCCAUCUCUCUUCUUCUAUCUUUUCACACAUUAUCUCUGAGUUUGUCAGCAUCUGUUUGGACGAGGAGAAAGGUCUGUUUUGGUUUUUUUAAAAGAUGAUGAUGAAGGAUGAGUGGGUGAGGGCAGCGAUGACGGAUGAUAGUGUUGUGGUGGAGCUGUUGAUGGGGUUGAAGCGGACGCGACGGGCUUCUAUGACGACGUCGGUGGCGAAAUCCGCGAUGGUGGCGGCAGCGGCUCUGAGGUGGGGGAUACGACAGCGGAGGUCAAGGUCUUUAAGAUGCGAUAGGGUAAAAGGAGAUUCGACGACGAACUCUAUGAGAGCUAGUCCUACAACUCCGCUCUCAUGGAGUGGCGGCGGAGGCGGCGGCGCUGCCUCUCCCUCCACCACCGUUGACGCCUUCGAAGAGAUAAGCCGCCACCAAAGUUUUGGUACCAGAUCCAAGGGCACUGGUACAAAUGAAUUCACUAGCAAUCCCACUAAGAGAUCAAGAAGAAAAAAGACAUUUGCUGAACUUAAAGAGGAGGAAAGUCGGCUCUUGAAAGAAAGGAUUCAUUUGAAUAAGGAGAUAGAAACACUACGAGCUACUUUUAAGGAGGAAAGUGCCAAAAAUGACAACUUGAAAAGAAUGAAGCUGGAUUUGGGAUUACACUCUGCAUUCAAGCCAGAUAAAGUUGGUUCUACUCUGGUCCACAAGAGAGUAGUCUCUUCACACGAUCAACUUCCUUCCAUUGGUCUACCGUCAUCGGGGUCCAGUGAGACACAGAAGGCUAUACAUCAGCGUAAUAGCAUAUCCUUUUUACCUGAUCUAAAUAUGAUGCCAUCGGAGGAUGAUUCUGACUCCGAAACUUUAUAUGGGAUGAGUUGAAGAAAACUUGUCCAUUGUGUUUCUUCUCACAACGAAAGGUAAUUGUUGAAAGAAAUUGUCUGUUCAUGUCCAAGGAGCUGUUUGGCGCAGGUGUAAAGUAUUUAAUGCUCGAUACAAGACUCUGUCUGUUCUGCGAUUCAAAGUUUUUUAAGGUCAGAGAAAUUGGUGAGUCAUGAAGAAGGCUGUAAGGGUGGUGUAGAGAUGAUAGUCAGAAGUAGGCCAAAGAGAUUCUUGUGUGGUUGCAGGUUCCUAAUUUUUCCGAAAUUCUUUGGGGUAAAGGUAAACCCUAAUGACUUCUUAUUUUGGGAUUAUGUAGAAAUAACCUUUUCAUUCUUUGUAGGCAAAUCAGCAACUGGACAACCCUUUUCAAGCUUCUCAAAACUAGAUUGACAAUUUUGUACUGCCUUCGUACUCUAACUUGUACGCUCAUAGUGAUCUAUAUGUUAGGCUAUAUUCAUUGACAUGCAGGAGUGUCGAAAAUCUAACACCAUUUCAUUAAUUUUUGCCGGUGAAUCUAUUGGCAACAUUUCUGAAAAUCAGAGCAUUGCUCUAACUAACUUUGACAUUUUGAAGUAAAAAAGCAAGUCAGAUCUUCGGGCUUGUUCAGUUAAAUGUGUAUAUAUUUCAAGAUAUUCGUUGUCCACAGAGAUUGAAAGAAGUUAUAUUCUCUA